This is a messenger RNA of Zophobas morio, 1725 nucleotides long. RefSeq names its product antichymotrypsin-2-like. Bases 331 to 1569 code for a protein of 412 amino acids. NCBI's taxonomy places the organism in Eukaryota, Metazoa, Arthropoda, Insecta, Coleoptera, Tenebrionidae. The transcript is spliced from 4 exons. Gene Ontology annotation, molecular function: serine-type endopeptidase inhibitor activity. The record is from RefSeq and is a predicted model, not a curated record.
UGCAUAUUAUGAACUAGUACGAUAGAUCAAAUUUUAAUCCGAUUUUUUUCAAUAUAAUUUAAACAAAUCUGACAAUGUCGAUUCGCCACAUUACAAUGAUCUGCAUCUCAAUAUACAAUUGAACUGUCAGUAAUAAAACUAAACACAAUUCCACGCAAGCGUGAAUCGCUUUGAAGACUUGCUCUCUGGUGUUCAACGAAAGUAUUGACUGGUUCGGUGUCAUUUUUGUAAAACCCACAACACUGUCAUCAUAGGUACAAACAAAAUUUAAUGAUAUCUUGGUUAUUAACAACUGUGUGAGGAGCAUUCUUCAGUGUUAAAUAACUUUUGAUGGCUUCCAGUCAAGAUUUUACCGAAGAAAUUCUCCACGGAAAUGUCACCUUCACCAAUAAGAUUUACCAAAUCCUUGCCCGGAAACCCGGAAAUGUGUUCUUUUCUCCGUUCAGCCUUCACAUUAUCGUCGCCAUGGCGUACCAAGGAUCACGAAACGUGACUCUAGAAACCAUCCAAAAAGUACUUCAAAUUCCUGACCCCUUAAGCACAGCGAUUGGUUACCAAGAAAUAACGGGCAACUUGACAUCAUUAAAAAACGUACUUUUACACACUGCUUUCAAAAUUUACCUUCGAAAAGAAUUUCAACUUUUAUCGUCAUUCGAAAACACGGUCAAAGAAUAUUUUGAGUCUGAAGUGGAAGCCUUGGAUUUUGAUGAAACGAGCGCAACAGUCGAACAGAUAAACGAAUGGGUCUCUGGAAAAACACACGGAAAAAUCAAGAAUAUAGUGAAUGACGAUUUGAUAGCUUCUACUUCUUUGCUUCUUCUUAACGCGAUAUAUUUUAAAGGCAACUGGGCUGUACCUUUUUCUGAAAAUAAGACUAAGGUGAGAUAUUUUUAUCUGAACAAUCGCGAUGUAGUGAAAGUGCAGAUGAUGGAAGGUCGGAAACAUGGUUUUUACAACGACAAUAAACAAUUAAAGUCUCAAAUUCUCGCUUUGCCGUAUGAGGGUAAGGAGAUCUACAUGGUGAUCUUCUUACCAGAAGAUAAAAAUGGGAUUGGAGAACUGGAAGCUCUCCUAUCUGAAACGAAUCAUACUGAAAUUCUCAAGCAGUUGAAUCUUGUAACAGUGGACGUGUCUUUACCAAAAUUUAAAUUCGAGACGACCAUGGAGAUGGAUGACUUGAUAAAAGAGAUUGGACUUGAAGUGAUUUAUGACGAAAAUGAAGCCGAUUUUAAAGGGAUGAUCGAUCUCGAAGAGGGAGAGAAUUUGUGCAUAACAAAAAUACUUCAAAAGGCUUGCAUUGAUGUUAACGAAAAAGGAUCAGAAGCAGCUGCUGCUUCAGCUGUAGGGGCGAUUGUUCUGUAUUCUAGUAAAAGGAGGAAACAGAAAAUUUUUAAAUUUGUUGUGGACCAUCCUGCCGUUUUUAUGAUUGUUGCCGGAUUGUUUGAAAAUCCAAACGUUUUAUUUUAUGGAAGACUCUCCCACCCUGAAGAAGUAACAAGUAGUGAUAUUUUGAGUGAUUUGGGAAAUUUCAUGAGAAACCCCAUAAUAACCAUAAACCGACUUUUCUAAAUGUGCUAAAACAUCCCCGCGCUAGAUUGGGCAUCGUUUCAACUGCAAAGUUAUUAAAACGAACUAAGAUCAACUUUGUUUUUUUGUUCAAAUCAAUACAAGCUAUGUAUUUUUAUAAAAUAUUGUUUCUUAUUAUUUAAGUAACCUACUCUCACU